CCUUGAAAGACAAAGCUAAAAUUUGGUUAUAUUCUUUGAGAUCGAGAUCUAUAGGGAGCGUCAAUUCAUAGAGAUGAUGUGUAAUGGGGAAUUUUUGCAUAAGGACCCAGAAGAAGCCAUAGAUUAUUUAAAUGAGUUAGCUGAAAAAGCUCACACUUGGACAGGACCUAGUGCCACUGAUAGUACUAGUAGGUCACAAUCAUCUGGGAUUUACCACCUUAAGGAGGAAGAUAACCUUAGAGCCCAAUUGGAAGUUGCAACUAGGGAACUUGAGACGUUAAAAAUGAAAAAUAAUAGAGUCACCCACACAGUUGCAAGGGUAGAAGCUCAGGCUCCAUGUUUUGUUUGUGGAGGAUUGGAUCAUUUAGCUCAAGAUUGCCUAACCUAUGGUGAGAUGAGAGGGGAAUCUACCUCUAAUUCGGAGAACAUUCAAGGGGUCAAUGCAAUCACUACUCGUACUGGUAAGGUUAUAGAGCCAUUGCAAAAGUCACCUAAAUUGAAGGAUGCUACUCCAAGUAGCCGUGAAGAUGACCUGUUGGAAGAACCUGAGAAGGAGGUCCCAAUUCGAGUUCCUUUCCCUCAAGCUCUUAAAACUGGAAAGAUUUCAAACAAUCAAGGUGAGAUUUUAGAAAAUUUGAAAUAAGUUAAGAUUAAUCUACCUUUGUUGCAUGUGAUUAAACAGGCUCUACUUGUAUUGCUCUCAUAUUUGAUUGAUUGAAAUCCUGAAAUUAGUUUGGAGUACGAGUAGUGGAAUUUUGAAUAACUAACUAGCCUAUCUUCUAUUCAAUGUUUGUUUGUUUGAUUGUCUGUUAAAUUUUGCCUUUUCCUUUGAGUGAUUUGCUGCUUUUCAACUUCAUGAGAGAAGUCCUUUGCCUUAAACAGUUAUU
This is a messenger RNA of Rubroshorea leprosula, 887 nucleotides long. Lineage: Eukaryota; Viridiplantae; Streptophyta; Magnoliopsida; Malvales; Dipterocarpaceae. The record is from the annotation of a GenBank genome assembly.